Messenger RNA from Elephantulus edwardii (Cape elephant shrew), 2309 nucleotides. RefSeq names its product far upstream element (FUSE) binding protein 1 (gene FUBP1). The transcript has 20 exons. Bases 18 to 1946 code for a protein of 642 amino acids. Lineage: Eukaryota; Metazoa; Chordata; Mammalia; Macroscelidea; Macroscelididae. Gene Ontology annotation, biological process: regulation of DNA-templated transcription. Gene Ontology annotation, cellular component: nucleus; cytoplasm. The record is from RefSeq and is a predicted model, not a curated record. Gene Ontology annotation, molecular function: mRNA binding.
GCCGUUGUAGGCUAACUAUGGCAGACUACUCAACAGUACCUCCACCUUCCUCGGGCCCAGCUGGUGGUGGUGGCGGCGGUGGAGGGGGAGUAAACGAUGCUUUCAAAGAUGCGCUACAGAGAGCCCGGCAGAUUGCAGCAAAAAUUGGAGGUGAUGCUGGUACAUCACUGAAUUCAAAUGACUAUGGUUAUGGGGGACAAAAAAGACCUUUGGAGGAUGGAGAUCAACCAGAUGCUAAGAAAGUUGCUCCUCAAAAUGACUCUUUUGGAGCACAAUUACCACCAAUGCAUCAGCAGCAAAGCAGGUCUGUAAUGACAGAAGAAUAUAAAGUUCCUGAUGGAAUGGUUGGAUUCAUUAUAGGUCGAGGAGGUGAACAGAUUUCACGCAUACAACAGGAAUCAGGAUGCAAAAUACAGAUCGCUCCUGAUAGUGGUGGCCUUCCAGAAAGAUCUUGUAUGUUAACUGGAACUCCUGAAUCUGUUCAAUCAGCAAAGCGAUUAUUGGACCAGAUUGUUGAAAAAGGAAGACCAGCCCCUGGCUUUCAUCAUGGUGAUGGACCAGGAAAUGCAGUUCAAGAAAUUAUGAUUCCAGCAAGCAAGGCAGGAUUAGUUAUUGGAAAAGGAGGAGAAACUAUUAAACAACUUCAGGAGCGGGCUGGAGUUAAAAUGGUUAUGAUUCAAGAUGGUCCUCAGAACACUGGUGCUGACAAACCUCUUAGAAUUACAGGAGAUCCAUACAAAGUUCAACAAGCCAAGGAAAUGGUAUUAGAGUUAAUUCGUGAUCAAGGUGGUUUCAGAGAAGUUAGAAAUGAAUACGGGUCACGAAUAGGAGGAAAUGAAGGAAUAGAUGUUCCCAUUCCAAGAUUUGCUGUAGGAAUUGUAAUAGGAAGAAAUGGAGAGAUGAUUAAAAAAAUACAAAAUGAUGCUGGUGUUCGAAUUCAGUUUAAACCAGAUGAUGGAACAACACCUGAUAGAAUAGCACAAAUAACAGGACCUCCAGACCGAUGUCAGCAUGCUGCAGAAAUUAUUACAGACCUCCUUCGAAGUGUUCAGGCUGGUAAUCCUGGUGGACCUGGACCUGGUGGGAGAGGGAGAGGGCGAGGACAAGGGAACUGGAACAUGGGACCACCUGGUGGUCUACAGGAAUUUAAUUUCAUUGUGCCAACUGGGAAAACUGGAUUGAUAAUAGGAAAAGGAGGUGAAACUAUAAAAAGCAUAAGCCAACAGUCUGGUGCAAGAAUAGAACUUCAGAGAAAUCCUCCACCAAAUGCAGAUCCUAAUAUGAAGUUAUUUACAAUUCGUGGCACUCCACAGCAAAUAGACUAUGCACGGCAACUCAUAGAAGAAAAGAUUGGUGGCCCAGUAAAUCCUUUAGGGCCACCUGUUCCCCAUGGGCCACAUGGUGUCCCAGGCCCUCAUGGACCUCCUGGACCUCCAGGACCUGGAACUCCAAUGGGACCGUACAAUCCUGCACCUUAUAAUCCAGGACCACCUGGUCCUGCUCCUCACGGUCCUCCUGCUCCAUAUGCUCCCCAGGGGUGGGGAAAUGCUUACCCACAUUGGCAACAACAAGCUCCUCCAGAUCCAGCUAAGGCAGGAACAGAUCCGAAUUCAGCAGCUUGGGCUGCUUACUAUGCUCACUAUUAUCAGCAGCAAGCACAGCCACCACCUGCAGCUCCUGCAGGUGCACCAACUACAACUCAAACUAACGGGCAAGGAGAUCAGCAAAAUCCAGCCCCAGCUGGACAGGUUGAUUAUACUAAAGCUUGGGAAGAAUACUACAAGAAGAUGGGUCAAGCAGUUCCUGCUCCUACUGGGGCCCCACCAGGUGGUCAGCCAGAUUAUAGUACGGCCUGGGCUGAGUACUAUAGACAACAAGCAGCUUACUAUGCUCAGACAAGUCCACAGGGAAUGCCACAGCAUCCUCCAGCACCUCAGGGCCAAUAAUAAGAAGUGGACAAUACAGUAUUUGCUUCAUUGUGUGGGGGAAAAAAACCUUUGUUAAAUAUAUGGAUGCAGACGACUUGAUGAAGAUCUUAAUUUUGGUUUUGGUUUAAAAAUAGUGUUUUCUUUCUUUUUUUUUUGAAAAUGUACAAAAUUAACUAUCACUACUGAUAGGAGGUUAAUAUUUCUGUGUAGAAAUGAAAAUUGGUUUGUUUUUUAGUAUUUAGUGUAGAUGUACACAUUCCAGCAAAUGGAUUUACAACUAUUAUGUGGUCAAUGCUUUGUGAUAUAAAUGUACUUUUUCAAUGUAUACUUUCACUUUUAAAAUGCCUGUUUUGUGCUUUACAAUAAAUGAUAUGAAACCUC